Messenger RNA from Coregonus clupeaformis (lake whitefish), 2903 nucleotides. RefSeq names its product nuclear receptor subfamily 5, group A, member 1b (gene nr5a1b). Gene Ontology annotation, molecular function: zinc ion binding; RNA polymerase II cis-regulatory region sequence-specific DNA binding; nuclear receptor activity. Gene Ontology annotation, biological process: regulation of transcription by RNA polymerase II; hormone-mediated signaling pathway; tissue development. Gene Ontology annotation, cellular component: RNA polymerase II transcription regulator complex. The record is from RefSeq and is a predicted model, not a curated record. Lineage: Eukaryota; Metazoa; Chordata; Actinopteri; Salmoniformes; Salmonidae. Bases 214 to 1668 code for a protein of 484 amino acids. The transcript is spliced from 7 exons.
CCAUCCCUCCUCCAUCAUUCCUGCGGGGUAUGCCUAUUCUUUUCAUAAAGUUAGAGCCAUAGCGCGUGUUUCGAAGUCGUUUCUCCGUGGAUGCAUAUCCAAACUGACACCGUAUAGCCUACUACCGUUUUAGCUAAGAGGAGAACGGACACCGAAUACAACCGUUCUAGCCAAGAUAACGCUGGGGAUCCAACAGGUGUUCCAUUGACCGGAAUGGAGUACACUUAUGAUGUCGAUUUGGAAGAGCUAUGUCCUGUUUGUGGCGAUAAGGUGUCGGGAUACCACUAUGGACUACUUACGUGUGAAAGCUGCAAGGGUUUCUUCAAAAGAACGGUUCAAAAUAAUAAGAGGUAUACUUGUGCAGAAAACCAGGAUUGUAAAAUUGACAAAACUCAGAGGAAACGGUGUCCAUUUUGUCGGUUUCAGAAAUGCCUGAAUGUUGGAAUGCGAUUAGAAGCUGUCCGUGCCGAUCGCAUGCGAGGAGGCCGGAAUAAGUUUGGCCCCAUGUACAAGCGUGACCGAGCCCUCAAGCAGCAGAAGAAAGCGUUGAUUCGAGCCACCGGCCUCAAGAUGGAGACCACCCCUCCGAUGCUCUCCCCUGACACCCAGACAGACUACACCUUCACCGGCAGCCUCCCGGGCCUCCACCCGCUCCCCAAGGGCAUCCUCCACACCACCACCACCCCCAUCCCCAUCGCCCCCACAGACUACGACCGCUGCCUCUAUGGACCCCCCUCACUUGGCAUGGCCAUGCCUGGACUCCCCCCCCAUGCACCCUUACCCCCCCAGUACCAGUACGCCUCCUUCCCCAGCCGGGCGAUCAAGUCCGAGUACCCGGAACACUACACAAGCUCCCCAGACUCGGUAGUGGGCAGCUACAUCUACCCGGAGCAGGUCUACUCUGGAUCGGGCUCUCCGCAGGUGCCUGGGGUGCCUCAGCUGGUGCUGGAGUUUAUGCGCUGUGACCCGGACGAGCUGCAGGUGCAGAGUAAGAUCGCUGCUCACCUUCAGCAGGAGCAGAGUGGCCGGGGGGGCAAGGGUCAGGAGAGACUCAGCACCUUCAGCCUCAUGUGUCACAUGGCCGACCAGACUCUCUUCUCCAUCGUGGAGUGGGCCCGAGGCUGCAUCUUCUUCAAGGAGCUCAAGGUGGGAGAUCAGAUGAAGCUGCUUCACAACUGCUGGAGCGAGCUGCUGGUGUUGGACUUCAUCUCCAGGCAAGUCCAACACGGCAAGGAGGGCAGCGUGCUACUGGUCACAGGGCAGGAGGUGGAACUGACGUCCAUAGCAUCCCAGGCAGGAGCCACUCUCACAAGCCUGGUACAGAGAGGACAGGAGCUAGUUGAGAAACUACAGACCCUACAGGCGGACCGCAGAGAAAUCACCUGCUUCAAGUUCCUCAUCCUCUUUAACCCCGAUGUGAAGCUACUGGAGAACCAGGCGUUCGUGGAGGGCGUCCAGGAGCAGGUGAACGGGGCUCUGCUGGAGUACACAAUGUGUGCUUACCCCCAGUACCUGGACAAGUUCAGCCAGCUGCUGAUGCGCCUGCCUGAGCUCAAGGCCUUGUCGGCGCAGGCCGAGGACUACCUUUGUUACAAGCAUCUGAGCGGAGAGGUGCCUUGCAACAACCUGCUCAUCGAGAUGCUGCACGCCAAGAGGGCGUGUGCGUGAGGAGGGCACACGUUUGCGUGUGUGUUAGUGUUUUUGACAAGAGGGAAGAGAGGAGGUGUGUGUGGGUGUCCGCAUGUUAGAGAGAUAGAGUGUGAGAAAGGCCGAGGAAAACGAGAGAGAGAGAGAGAUCACCCUUCUUGCCCCAAAGCGCCACUUACUUACUGAGGUCUCGGUCUCAGCCAUUCCAGACUUCAAAUCUAACUACAGUAUGCCCAAAACCUGGACUGGAUUCAUUAAAUUCACCACCAAGAGUUGAUUCGGUGGUAGAGAGAUGCACUGAGUUGAUUCACUCACCCUCCAGAGAUUGAAAUAUGAUUUACAUUUGAAGACGAUUCAAAUGAUUCACUGUGCAGGACGUAGUCAUUCUAGGAGUCAUUCAAGGAAUCGAUUGUCAGAGACCUGAUUCAUCUGCAGUUCAUAUUCAGGCAAUGAUGCACUUGAAUUGUUGUACAGAGAUGCACUGAGAUUGGCGAAGGUGAGACAUUUCGUUGAAUUCAUCCCAUAGAGUCAUUGAUAGAGAUGCCAUGAACUCUCAACUUGAUUCACUGUUGAUUUCAACACAGGGAACUGAUUCAUUCUGAAUAAUUCCAUAUCAAGUUCUUAAAAUGCUCUUAUGCUAAAGACAUGCUAAUUAGUUACUUGUUAAUUAACUUUUAAUUAUACAUCAUACUGGUUAAUUCACUAUGUAAUAUCACAGUUAAUUAACUAAUGACAAUCACUAAACAACUAAAGACAGACAUUUCAGCUAGUUAUAACCUACCUGAAGGGAUCCUAAAGAGGAAUACUACAUUUUAGCUGUAUGCUAAUGUAGCAUAGAGGCUAAUGCUACUAGCUAGGUUGACAUGACCACAUUGACAGCGCUUUUUUAGAGAGAGAAGAAAAAACGUUCCCAAUGUGUGUCUACCACGAGCAGUCUAUCUGAACCUUACUACUGUGUCCUCUCUGCUCACAUAGCCUUACAAACUCAGACCCCUGUAAUAUAGACAAAUAUUUAUAUUCUACGCUGACAAUUCUCCAUUUACAAUGUUUUUUCUUCUACUUUACUUCGGAUGAGUCUGUAUUUUAAACAUUUCAUAAGUCACAUUUUCUCUUGUGGUUGCUUUUGAAUUCUGAUCUUUGUGUUUCCUAAAUAAAUAUGAAAAUUUGAAAAGCACAGGGAGAUAUUCUAAUAGAAAUAUAGCUGUCACAGACUUGGUGUGUAUCAGUGCAAUAGUGAAUAGGGUAGAGAGCUGAGG